AUGGCUCAGCUUGGGCCAUUCCUUACCCGUGUAUUGUGGGAUGAUAGCAGUCUUAAGCUUUUUGUCUGCCAUAGACGGCAGCAGGUUGUUGGGUUUCGGGAGGUGAUUUAUAAGAAGAUCUAUUGGGAGUUCUUUUCGACAGUCCACUUCGAUAAGGCAUCGAUGAGAUGGGCUGAUAUAUUAGUCUUUACGUUUCGCCUAGGAGGCAUAUUCCACUCCUAUAACUUGAUCGAGUUGAGGAGACGUCUAGGGAUUUAUACAGUAGGGGAGUCUGGGGUCACGCUAUGGGAUCCAAGAAAAGCUAAGGAGAGCACCUUUACAUCUCCUAUUUAUCGGUUGAUUCACCAACUAGUCGCUUCUACUAUUUGUCACCGCGAGGAAUGUGACAAGGUUCCUUCUGUCGACCUUUCCUAUAUAUGGUGUCUGACCCAAAUUGAGGUUUUCCUACAUCGUCCCUUUGAUGUUGCUCUUUACUUAUUUGGUGUGGCUCUAAGUUCCAUUCAUUUGAGCAGGAUUUGCGGGGAUCAUUGGGUCACUUGUUUGGCCCUAUCUUAUGAGGUUGACACUAGUGAGAUGGUUCCUAUUCCUAUCAGAUACAUAGCGUCUAAAAGCUGCACAAGAGGAGCAUCGCUAGAUCAUGACUUUGAUUGUCAGGGUGAUGCAACAUCUAGGGCUGGACUAUCCACUUUUUCCUUAGGCAGGGAUACUGAUGAUAGCGAGGAGAGCAUGGAGGAAAAUGAAGAUCAGUAUGAGAGUAGAAAGUAG
Lactuca saligna is the source of this 765-nucleotide messenger RNA. Lineage: Eukaryota; Viridiplantae; Streptophyta; Magnoliopsida; Asterales; Asteraceae. The record is from the annotation of a GenBank genome assembly.